GUAAAUAACAUUAAACGAAAAUACAGCGGAGGAGAGAGACGGUCAUCAGAGCAUCCUUCAUCCUUGCUGCAUCCCCAACGUCGCUAGCCUCGGACAUAUUUGUGCCAUUUCACAACUAACAAAGAUGGAUAACACUGGAAAAGAAAAGGAGGCCAUGCAGCUCAUGGCUGACGCCGAUAAAAAAGUAAAAUCGUCUGGUUCGUUCCUGGGAGGAAUGUUUGGGGGAAACCAUAAGGUUGAAGAUGCUUGCGAAAUGUAUGCUAGAGCAGCCAACAUGUUCAAAAUGGCCAAAAACUGGACUGCUGCUGGAAACGCUUUCUGCCAGGCCGCUCGCCUUCAUAUGCAGAUGCAGAAUAAACUAGACUCUGCCACCAGCUUUGUUGAUGCUGGCAACGCUUACAAAAAAGCUGACCCACAAGAGGCUAUCAACUGUUUAAAUCAAGCCAUCGAUAUUUAUACAGACAUGGGCAGAUUUACAAUUGCUGCCAAGCACCACAUGACGAUUGCAGAAAUAUACGAGGCUGAGCUUGUGGACAUCGAGAAGGCAAUUGCACAUUACGAGCAAGCAGCAGACUAUUACAAGGGAGAAGAGUCUAACAGCUCUGCCAACAAGUGUCUACUGAAAGUCGGCUUGUACUGUGCCCAACUUGAGCAAUACCCCAAAGCCAUCGAGAUAUACGAGCAGGUUGCAACCAACACAAUGGACAACCCAUUACUGAAGUACAAUGCCAAAGAGUACUUCUUCAAAGCUGCUCUGUGCCACUUUAUUGUUGAUGAAUUAAAUGCAAAGCUUGCUAUUGAAAAGUAUGAAGGCAUGUUCCCAGCCUUCGCUGACUCAAGAGAAUGCAAGCUUGUGAAGAAACUCCUGGAGGCUCAUGAGGAACAAAACAGUGAAGCUUACACUGAGGCUGUUAAGGAAUAUGACUCAAUCUCUCGUAUCGACCAGUGGCUGACUACUAUGCUCCUGCGUAUUAAGAAGACCAUUCAGGGAGAUGCGGGCGACCUGAAGUGAAGUGGCAAGCACAGUGCACAGUGUAAUUUCCACCAACUCAUAAUGUUGUUUUUGUGUGGCAAUCCUCAGUGCUAAUCAAAUAAGAAUCUUAGUAUGGAUGAUUUUGUGUUUCAGGAUUGAACGGCAUCAUAGCUGGGUAAUGCUGAACCAGACAAUCAUCUAUACUUUGAAUAUAUUCAUUGUCAGUAGCCUAGAGGUAAAGCCAUGAUCCUCAAAUGUUAUAGUUUGCACAGCUAGUGUUGUUCUUGGUACCCACAUCCAUCUAAGGGAUGCAUUUAACCUUUAAAAUCUUGGGACCUUUUUGCCGUUAUCACUGUUAUUGCUGUGUAAUAACUGUUACCAAGUGUCAUGUACUCAAUAAAGUCUUGCAUGAUGUGCAUUUGUCUUUUAAAAUGUUUACUAGCCGAUUAUGUGUGUCUAAUGUAACUUUAAAGUCGCCUUUAUUUUUUUUUUUUUUUUCGUAGUGCCAUAUUUUGUUCUUGUGCCGUUAUUGCAUCAAGGUUGAUAUACCUAUGGAGAAAACAAAUGCUGUAAAGAAAUAGCUUCCUAGUUGUCUUAAAUGUUUGCAUUCACAGUUUGAUCGGAUGAGGGGUUAAUUGGAAUGUUAUAUUUUGGUGAAACAAUGAAUCUACUUUGACGAAGUGAUAAGAUGUUUGACUUUUAGUGAAUAAGUGACCUCAGUCACUGGGCAUGCUUGUGCAAUACUUAUCCAUUCUUAUUGAGAUCAUAUAUCAGAUACACACCAUGUAAAACAUAACAUUUAAUAACUUCCUCUAUUUUUCUGUUAUCCUUGAAUAUUUUUGUCUUUAAGAUCUAUAAGAGUGAUUGUAUUAUUAAUCAAGAUUGUGAAUGAAAUAUUCUUGGUAUGCAAUCAGUGUGAUCAAUGAAUACAUCCAUACUCUUGUAGCACUCAUUCUCUGGAUGUUUUUGUGUUGAACUUCCAAAUCCGACAAGUUUUUAUCUGUUAAAAAUGGAGUCUGUAACCCAACAGAGAUAUCAUAUAAUAGAUAGUUGAUUAGAGCCCUGAUCAAAAGUAUGUCAGUUGUGAGGGGGGGAAAUGAUGUUAACAUUUGAAGGUUGUGUAACUCAAAGCAUAUCAGAUCUGACAUUUCAGCAUCUCACAUUGAAGUAGUCUUGGCUACUGUAAUGAAGUAUUCAAACGUGUUCCAUGAUUGUUUGUAUGGUGUGAUGAACAGAAUAAAUGAGAAUAAAACAUCACUAUCUGAACCUGA
Messenger RNA from Sardina pilchardus (European sardine), 2244 nucleotides. It is a transcript of the gene napba, whose product is annotated as N-ethylmaleimide-sensitive factor attachment protein, beta a. NCBI's taxonomy places the organism in Eukaryota, Metazoa, Chordata, Actinopteri, Clupeiformes, Clupeidae. Gene Ontology annotation, cellular component: vacuolar membrane; synaptobrevin 2-SNAP-25-syntaxin-1a complex; terminal bouton. Gene Ontology annotation, molecular function: soluble NSF attachment protein activity; syntaxin binding. The record is from RefSeq and is a predicted model, not a curated record. Bases 125 to 1012 code for a protein of 295 amino acids. The transcript has 11 exons. Gene Ontology annotation, biological process: intracellular protein transport; regulation of synaptic vesicle priming; SNARE complex disassembly.